AUGAAAGAGUAUUUGAUUCUACUUGCUCAAGUAUACCCAGAUUUCAGACUAGCAGAACUUGAUGCGCUAGCUAAAUUGAACGGUAUAGAUGUGGAUUUGUCCCAACAUGAUCCCACCAGACCUUUCCUCAAGGUCCAAUUGAGGGAUGACAACGAUGCACAAGCUCUUAUACUGAGAGCGGUUUUGUCAAAAGCUAUAUACGAGCUUUGGGGUGAAGGUGAAAGCUACGAGCAACUCCAUGAAAGUGUCAAAGGCAACAGCAGUAAUAAAUUUGAGGUGUACAAAAAUGUCACAUUUAAGUUUGACUUUGAAGGUUACAAAGGUCGUCAAAACUCAAAGGCCAAAAAAGCCAUUAUAGAAUCAUUCGAAUACUUAGGUUUUCAAGGAGCUGUCGAUUUAAAAAGUCCUAAGGAGUGUUUCACAGUAAUUGAGGAGUAUGAAGUGUUCGGGAUGGAAAAGGCACUGAAGCCAAAAUACAUCUGGUUCGGACGCCUUGUUUCCUUGUCCCAAAGGACUGAAAAGAAUGUUGUUGAAACCUAUGAUUUGAAAAAGAGGGGAUAUAUAGGGACUACGUCGUUUGAUGCAGAACUCUCGUUGGUUACUUGUAACUUAGCCCAUGUAAAGAGUGGUCACAUAAUUUAUGAUCCAUUUGCCGGAACCGGCUCAUUUUUAGUAACUGCCGCACACUUUGGAGGACUAGCCAUUGGAUCAGAUAUCGAUGUGCGAAUGCUUUCAGGUAAUGGGUCAGAACAAAACGUUAAGUCAAAUUUCAAGGAUUACGGCACCCCUACUAACUUUAUUGACGUCUUGACUAUGGACUUCACUCACAACGCAUUAAGAAAAGGUUUUGGCAUAGAUACAAUAAUAUGUGAUCCGCCAUAUGGAGUGAGAGAAGGACUCCGUGUUCUCGGUGCUAAAAAUGAGGAGAAGGCAGCCGGCAGAGAGAAAAACAUCGUUGAUGGUGAAGUCGCCCAUCUUAGGCGAGAUUUUGUACCGCCAAAAAAGCCCUACGAGCUUGCAGAUAUGUUGAACGAUCUUUUGCUGUUUGCGGGGGAGAGAUUGCCCGUAGGAGGAAGAUUGGCAUUCUGGAUGCCCACAGCCAAUGAUGAUUUUUCAGAGACAAUUAUACCGCAACACGAACGUCUCAGUUUACAAUACAGUCUCGAACAAGAAUUCCACAAAUGGUCGCGAAGACUCCUCGUUUAUGUCAAAAUGGACGAACUGUAUGCAGGUGAGACUCGGAAUGGAUUGAAAGAAUUAAAUAUCAGAAACUUCCGGGAACGUUAUUUCAGAGGAUUUAGUGAAAGGAGUCGAUAG
Molecule: messenger RNA, 1317 nt
Organism: Lodderomyces parapsilosis
Lineage: Eukaryota; Fungi; Ascomycota; Pichiomycetes; Serinales; Debaryomycetaceae
Product: tRNA (guanine-N2-)-methyltransferase
Exons: 1
Coding region: 1-1317 (438 amino acids)
Biological process (GO): methylation
Cellular component (GO): cytoplasm
Molecular function (GO): nucleic acid binding
Source: RefSeq, a predicted model, not a curated record